CUGCAGGAGUUUGAUGAGCAGCAUGGCAACAUCACGCUGGACAAUGCCAAGAAGCAGCUGCACCAGUUUAUGCAGGUUCACAACAUCAAGGCCGAGUAUGAGUACGAGAGCUGUGGGCCGGCACAUCAAAAAAUGUUCACCGCCACAAUUGCCAUUCCUGUGCAGGGCAGCGAGUUCACGGCCACGGAGAAGUCACACAGCAAGAUGGACGCCAGUCGGCUGUGUGCCUGGAAGGUCUGUCAGCAGCUGCUGAAGGAGGGUCUCAUUGAGAAGUUCGACCCAAACGCGCCCAGCAAGCGGCAGCUGCUGAAGAACAACUUUAUCUACGAGUUUCUCGUCUCGUCCUCCCUGAAGGAGCAGAUGAUGGCCACCUGCUCUAUGCUCUGUCAGCGGAGGCUGCUGUGGCUGAACNCCUGCUCUAUGGUACACCACUACAACACCUCGAUUAACCCGGGCACUUCAACGGCCAUCUACGGCAACCCUGGAGCGCCUUUCUUCAAUCCACUAGCUCUGUCAGCGGAGGCUGCUGUGGCUGAACUAAACGCCAGCACAUUCGCCGAAGUAGAAGACGGCACCAGCAACAACAACCUCCUUCCGAGCAACCUCUCCUGGUGCCCACCACAGGCCGGUUUCAACCCCUGGACGGAGAACGCCCCCGACGACCCGGUCUUCAGCGGCAUGAGCCAGGAGGCAAUCAAUCACUACCUGCAGGAGCAGUUCUUUCGCAUGGUCAGCGAUGGGCGCUUUCAGGCGGUGCUCAAGACGCGCUCCCAGCUGCCCAUCUACCUCAUCAAGGAGCAGGUGAUCAGCCUGAUUGCCAACCACUCGGUGCUGGUGAUCAAGGGCAGCACCGGCUGCGGCAAGACCACCCAG
Messenger RNA from Rhagoletis zephyria (snowberry fruit fly), 873 nucleotides. RefSeq names its product ATP-dependent RNA helicase A-like. NCBI's taxonomy places the organism in Eukaryota, Metazoa, Arthropoda, Insecta, Diptera, Tephritidae. Gene Ontology annotation, molecular function: double-stranded RNA binding. The record is from RefSeq and is a predicted model, not a curated record.